UGCGACGCAAGCGCAACGCUACACCCCCGCAGACUCUAGUUCAAUGUUUCAGAAUUUUUAAUGCGAUUAACCCAAUUGAAUACACGCGCUUGAACUGGAUUUUUCUUCUGACCGCGGGAAAUUACACAAAACUACGGUGUAGCUGCUGUUAUACAUUUACUGGCUGGUUUAGGGCAUGCAGUGUAAAAGCUGUGCAUUCUUAUAGCCUACUUCAGGCAGUUUUGUUGCAGUUAAAGUAGGUGGAAAGCCAGAUUUGGAGUCACACUCGCCCUGUACUCGUCACAGUACACGGACAGAAUGAAGGGAGCAUCGAAAUGUUAUCGUUUGUCGGUGGUUCUGACGUUGGUGUGUUUGAAGUACUCCGUUUCAUUUAAUCUGGACGCUGAUAACCCUUCUGUCUAUUCUGGACCAGAAAGGAGCUAUUUUGGAUUUUCUGUUGAUUUUUUCAGGCCAGAUGACAAGCAGUCUAACGUGAUAGUGGGAGCUCCCAGGGCGAACACAUCAGGAGCCUCCUCCGUGGUGGAGAGAGGAGCGGUGUACAGCUGCCCCUGGAUGAGCUCUGGUGCCUGCCAGGAAGUAUCGUUCGACAACACUGAUGACAAGAAGAGCCAGACUGGGAUUCAGAUGGAGUUCAAGUCCAACCAGUGGUUCGGUGCGUCCGUUCGCUCGGACGGAAAACACAUCUUGGCGUGUGCCCCCCUCUACCAGUGGAGCACGGAGGCCUUCAGCGACCGGGAGCCGGUGGGAACCUGCUUCCUGAAGACAGGAGCCACGGUGGUGGAGUAUUCCCCCUGUCGAUCCAAGUUGAAGUCUCCAUCAGGCCAGGGCUUCUGUCAGGCAGGCUUCAGUGUGGACUUUGUCAAGAAUAACCGAGUGGUGGUGGGGGGGCCAGGCAGCUUCUACUGGCAAGGCCAGCUGAUCUCAGACGACAUCUCCGAGAUCAUCGCCAGAUAUAACAACCAGUUCUACACCCCCUACAGCAAGACCAUGACCACCAGUGCAGCCGACUUCUCGUAUGACGACAGCUAUCUAGGUUAUUCUCUAACUGUUGGGGACUUCAAUGAUGACGGUGAUGAUGAUUACAUCACUGGGGUUCCGCGAGGCGACAAAGCUCGAGGCUAUGUGAACAUCUUCAACGGCAAGAAUAUGGAGUCCAUGGUCAACUUCACCGGAACACAGAUGGCUGCUUACUUUGGUCACUCGGUAGCUGCGACUGAUAUUAACAACGACGGGAUGUUGGACCUGUUGGUGGGGGCUCCUCUCUUCAUGGCGGGCUCAGAUGGGAAGCUGCGGGAGGUGGGCCAGGUGUCUGUCUACAUGGGGAGGGGGGGCUUCUCCUUCCACCCCCCCAGGAAGUUGACCGGGGGGGAGAUCUACGGUCGCUACGGCAGCUACAUCUCUGCCCUGGGGGACCUGGACCUGGAUGGGUACAACGACGUGGCCAUCUCUGCACCCUACGGGGGCCCCCGGCUCCAGGGCCUGAUCUACAUCCACAGCGGGCGCUCCACGGGCCCGGAGCCCGCUGCCUCCCAGGUGCUGGAGGGCCGCUGGGCCUCCUCCUACAUGCCCGCCAGCUUCGGAUACUCCAUGACCGGCACCGACAUCGAUCAGAACGGAUACCCAGACCUGCUGGUGGGGGUGUUUGGAGCUGACAAGGUUGUUCUCUACAGGGCGAGGCCCGUCAUCAGUGUCAACGCUACCCUGGAUAUCAGCCCUCUGGUCCUCAACCCGGAGGAUCGCAGCUGCAUUCUGCCUGAUACCAAGACCCCUGUGUCCUGUUUUAAAGUCAAGUACUGUCUGGAAGCCAAUGGGAAAGGAGCCCCAGCCUCCCUCAAGUUCCAGGUGGAUCUUGUGCUAGACAGAAAUAAACACAAGGGGGCGAUCAAGCGCGUGCUCUUCCUCCAGAGCAGGACCUCCCAGUUCAGCACCAACAUGACGAUAGCCAAUAAGAAGGGACUGACCUGUGGCGAGCAGGAGGCCUUUCUCAGGGAUGACUCUGAGUUCAGGGAUAAGAUCACUCCCAUAGCCGUGUUCAUGGAGUACAGCCUGGACUACAAGCAGGCUGCCGACAGUUCCGGCCUACUGCCCAUCCUGGACCAAACAGCCUCCUCCAACCUUAUGAAGCAGGCCCACAUCCUGCUGGACUGUGGUGAGGACAACAUCUGUAAACCUGACCUGAAGCUGUCUAUCCAGAGUGACACGAAACAGAUCUACAUCGGAAGUGACAACCCUCUGAAGCUGGAGGUGACGGCGGAGAACGGGGGGGAGGGGGCGUACGAGGCAGAGCUGCACGUCACCCUGCCCCCCCAGGCCGACUUCACUGGGGUGGACCGCAACAGCCAGACUCUGUCCCGACUGUCCUGUGCGUACAAGAAGGAGAACCAGACCAGACUGGUGGUGUGUGACCUGGGGAACCCCAUGAAGGGAGGAGCUAAAGUGGUGGCAGGACUAAGCUUCAGUGUUCAUCAGCUGUCAGAACAGGACACGUCAGUCAAGUUUGACCUGCAAAUUGUCAGUUCCAACCAGUUCAGCAGCAGCAGCACUGUGGUGUCCAGCGUCAUUCAGCUGGCUGUCCUGGCCAGAGUGGAAAUCAGAGGGGUGUCGGCUCCAGACCAGGUGUUCCUGCCCAUCGCCAAUUGGCAGCCCAGAGACCCCCCUGAGGUUGGGGGCGACAUCGGACCCCAGAUCCUUCAGGUCUAUGAGCUGCGCAACAACGGACCCAGUACGUUCAGCAAGGCUGUCCUGGAAAUAGACUGGCCCUACAGCUUCAACAAUGGCUCUCUGCUCUACAUCACCGAGUUAGAGAUGGACGGACCCAUAACCUGCUCCACUGACUUCGAUAUCAACCCCCUCAACGUGAUUAAUCCCAUAUCAGAGGAGACCAACGUUACCACGGGGACUAGCGGGGACCGAACCGACGGCAGAAGCCGCAACCGCCGAGAGGUGGAACCCAAGCCCCCCGUGGACGCCCUGGAGACUCUGGACUGCACCACGGUCCAGUGCCAGAAGAUCACAUGCGAGGUGGGUCGUGUGGAGAAGGGCCAGAACGCCAUCCUCUUCAUCCACUCCAGACUGGCCGCCGCCACCUUCCUCAAGAUAGGCAGCCAGAACCACUCCUACACCGUGCGCUCCUUGGCGUCCUUCAGUGUGACAGAGAUGCCCUACAAGAACCUGGCGUCUGAUUUGCCCUCUAACUCCACCAAGGUGGAAGUGUCUGUGAUCUGGGUGCAGACUAAUGUCUCCCAGUCUGUCCCUGGAUGGGUGGUGGCCCUGGCCGUUCUGUCUGGACUGCUGCUACUGGCACUGCUCAUCUUCAUCAUGUACAAGCUGGGCUUCUUCAAGCGCGUACGCCCCCCUCAGGAGGAUGACAACGCGGAUAAGGAGCAGCUGCAGCCGCAGCAUAACGGGGACACAAACCCAGACAGCUGAGCGCCGCCCCCUGCUGGUCACACACGCUUCAUCUGUGGCCUGGAACACUAGCUGCUGGCUCAACUAUACACACACACACACACACACCUAGACACACACACACACACCUAGACACACACACACACACACCUAGACACACACACACACACCUAGACACACACACACACACCUAGACACACACACCUAG
Messenger RNA from Osmerus eperlanus (European smelt), 3616 nucleotides. Its product is annotated as integrin alpha-V-like. The record is from RefSeq and is a predicted model, not a curated record. Gene Ontology annotation, biological process: cell adhesion mediated by integrin; angiogenesis; cell-matrix adhesion. NCBI's taxonomy places the organism in Eukaryota, Metazoa, Chordata, Actinopteri, Osmeriformes, Osmeridae. Gene Ontology annotation, molecular function: integrin binding. Gene Ontology annotation, cellular component: external side of plasma membrane; integrin complex.